AUGUAUCCUCUAUUUAAAGUCGCCUUCACCAAUUCGGGUGCAGUCCAUCAUGAAAAAUCAUCAGAGGAGAAAGAGGUGUUUAAUUUCUUGCUUGAGGCUGAUAAGAAAAUCGUUGGUGAAGAUAUUAGGAGACACAAUAAGGAAAAGAAACUUAGCAAAGCAGAGCAAGCAUCUCUUAACCAAGAUCAAGAAUCUGACACCGGCCAUAGGAAGAAAGGUGCAGAAAACAUCGUACAAUUGAUAGCUGGCGGUAAUAAGGAUGAUGCCCAAUCGAGCGACAAAACCAUUCCUUGUGAUGUGAUUUCAAUUGAGAGCCUUAACCAGAAUUUAUCUACAGAUUCAUUGCUUUCUCUAGCACAAUUAUUCAAUAAAGCGGAUGAUGCCGAAUAUGGUGCAAUUCGUGCUAAUCAGGAAGAGAUUUUGUGCUGGUAUUAUUAUGGAAAGGAAUUUUUAACCCAGGUUACUGUGAUUGUACAAGAUGGAAAAGGCAAAAUAGGUGAAAAAAAGGCAAAGAGACAUAAUGAUAACAAUGUGGAAGAAGUAUCAAGUCACAUGACUGAGGUUUCAGCUGGGGGCCCCGGCCAAAAUCAUGUAACCAAAAAUCCUGAAACCAGAAUCGGUCCAGUCGAUUCGCCCAAAUCUCAAGCAAGUGUACCAUCCGCAUCUUCUUGA
Molecule: messenger RNA, 672 nt
Organism: Dentiscutata erythropus
Lineage: Eukaryota; Fungi; Glomeromycota; Glomeromycetes; Diversisporales; Gigasporaceae
Source: the annotation of a GenBank genome assembly